Molecule: messenger RNA, 2087 nt
Organism: Python bivittatus (Burmese python)
Lineage: Eukaryota; Metazoa; Chordata; Lepidosauria; Squamata; Pythonidae
Gene: DHPS
Product: deoxyhypusine synthase
Biological process (GO): peptidyl-hypusine biosynthetic process
Cellular component (GO): cytoplasm
Molecular function (GO): deoxyhypusine synthase activity
Source: RefSeq, a predicted model, not a curated record
GGAACCGGCGCCGCUCAUUGCUCCGUGGCUGUGCAGCUCAGCCGCCGGGCGCGCGGGGCGGCGCUCCCUUGGCUGGCUGCCCGGAAUUGCCCUGCCUCGCCGACGUCCCCCGAGCCCCGGAGGCGGCAGAGCUCGAGAGGAGCCCCCUGCCUGCCCUCCCGCCUCCUCCGGAGCUGCCCCCGAAGGGAUUCGGCACUGUCCGGGGCUCCUUCGGGUUCCAGACUACGAACCGCUUCACUGUCCACCUGAUGGAGAAUGUGACUAGUGCCCUACCUGCUGGAGCAGUAGCUGCUGUGCUAAAACCCAGUGCUGAACUUCCUGAAGGGAGCCUAACUGUACAUGGCUAUGACUUUGACAAUGGAUUAAACUAUCAUGCCUUGCUUCAGUCUUAUCUCACUACUGGUUUCCAGGCUACUAGUUUCGGACAGGCUGUGAAUGAGAUCAAUCGUAUGAUAGAAGCAAAACUGACACCAUUAGGUGAGGAUGAAGGAAACCACACUGACUUGAAUCCCUGUUCUCGCCGCCUGACUGGUUGUACAAUUUUCCUGGGCUUCACUUCCAACCUCAUCAGCUCAGGUGUUCGUGAGACAAUCCGUUAUCUGGUGCAACAUAAUAUGGUAGAUGUUUUAGUGACCACAGCAGGUGGUGUGGAGGAAGAUCUGAUCAAAUGCUUGGCACCCACCUACAUUGGAGACUUUAGCUUGAAAGGGAAAGAAUUACGGCAGAAUGGAAUUAACAGGAUUGGGAAUCUCUUGGUGCCCAAUGACAAUUACUGCAAGUUUGAGGACUGGCUAAUGCCAAUUCUGGAUCAGAUGGUGACAGAACAGGACACCGAGGGUAUGAAAUGGACUCCGUCAAAGCUCAUUGCUCGGCUUGGCAAGGAAAUCAACAAUCCAGAAUCAGUCUAUUAUUGGGCACAAAAGAAUAACAUUCCUGUACUGAGCCCAGCGCUAACGGAUGGAUCCCUGGGAGAUAUGAUUUUCUUCCAUUCCUAUAAGAAACCAGGUCUUGUGCUGGACAUCGUAGAAGACCUGAGACUAAUUAACACCCAGUCCAUCUUUGCUCGGAAGACAGGAAUGAUCAUCUUGGGUGGAGGCCUUGUUAAGCACCACAUUGCCAAUGCAAAUCUGAUGAGAAAUGGAGCUGACUUUUCAGUAUACAUCAACACUGCACAGGAGUUUGAUGGUUCAGAUUCAGGAGCUCGGCCUGAUGAGGCAGUGUCCUGGGGAAAGAUCCGCAUGGAUGCCAAGCCUAUCAAGGUUUAUGCUGAUGCUUCCCUGGUUUUCCCGUUGCUAGUUGCAGAGACUUUUGCUCAAAAACCAAAUGCCUUUGUUCAAGAAAAGCAAAGUGACUGAACUGGGAACUGCUGCAUGAGGCACUUCAUCUGUUAGGAACUACCUGCUUCCAUCCCGCAUAAUGUUACAGUUGUCAGCAUCUGCACUGACAUUGCCUUGAAGAUCUGUUUGGGUGAAUGGAGUGAGGAGAGGCGUGAGAACCAUUCUGAAUGCAUCUUCUUCAAUCUCCAUACUGGACAGAAUUUGUAUCCCAAUGGUCUGCAUAUUAUCCCUGAAUUUGGAACCAGUCAUUCUGUUAGGCAUUACCACUUGCCACGGUGCAUCUCGUACUGCAAAAAUACAGUGUAAUUGGGAAGGCUAAGACUCAGUUGUGUGCUCCAGACUUUCAGAGGAUUUUUAUGCAGUGCUGGAACAGCUAGAGGAUUCUGGUUUGAUGUGUGUAUGUGGGUUUAAAUGACUGAACCAGACCAUACCUCUGUCCUGGCAUCUCCUGUCUUCUCAAUCAGUCACUGGUGUUUUAUGCAGAAUUGGCCAAAAGUCGUCAUUUCAUAACCACUGAAAUUGUUAAACACAUGAGUCUUUUUGCCUUUGGUAGGGUGACAUUUGGUGGCCUUUGCUGAACAUGAGUUAGCCACAGCCGUUGCUCAGUUUUUUGUUUUUGUUUUUUGUUUUUGUUUUUGUUUUUGCUUCUUUCUGGGGGCUUUCAGAAAUGAAACAGCUUUGGUUUAUAGAGUAUGGGGUUGUGGGAAAAAUAGGAGGAGGAAAGACUAUUAGGUAUGUUUGCCGCCUUGA